AUGUAGAAAUAAGAGCAAUCCCAAUUGUCAACACUACAAAGUUUUGGAGAUAUUUCACCAGUGCCUGAAGAAGAUGACACUGAGAUUAAGACUAUUUUUACAUCUCCAUUAACAACAAAGAAUUCACAAAGAGCCUACUCAUUUUAAUUUUCAUAAAAAAUAAGAAAAACACCAUAAGUUCUAGAAUUAACUGAGAAGCUAUAUUCUUGGAAUUCUUAUUUAACUAAAAAGUUUGCUGAAAGUCCAACAAAAUUUUGA
This is a messenger RNA of Paramecium pentaurelia, 258 nucleotides long. The record is from the annotation of a GenBank genome assembly. NCBI's taxonomy places the organism in Eukaryota, Ciliophora, Oligohymenophorea, Peniculida, Parameciidae.